AUGGGUGAGAAACCAACUAAGAAACCAUCUUUUUUCAAGGUCCUGCUCGGUGACUUCUCUAGCCAUCUGCGUGUACCACAGAAGUUUACCAAAAAUCACAUUCGACCAUCACUUGGCAAAUGUGUUCUUAGUGGCCCUAGUGGAAAACGAAGUGUUGUGGAACUGGAAAGGAGAAAGAAUGGCUUGUUCUUCCAUAAUCAUGGUUGGCGUAGCUUUGUGAAGGAUCAUCUUUUACAGUUCGGGGACUUUCUGGUUUUCCAUUAUGAUGGUAAAUCAAAGUUUAAGGUUAAAAUAUAUGACAGAACCUGUUGUGAGAUAGAUGUUGAUGUAGUACCCAUGAGGAGAAAUGGCCCUCCUACUGCUCCCUCAGCGAAUUAUGGCUACCAAUUUGCAGGAGUAAAAGAUGAAAUUGUUCAUGACCUGGAAACCGAAAACUACAACAGUGACACUGAAAAUGCUGACAACAGGCGAAAUAAAGAAAGUUCAACUAGAACCAUCAUCUUCAAAUCGGAGUAUUCAUGUUUUAAAGCAACUUUGGGGACAAGGUCUUCACGAUAUAGGGUGGGUAUUCCAAAAAGUUUAGUUGAGACUGAAGGGCUUGAGAGUAAGAAGACUGUAGAAAUUGAAGACUCAACUGGAAGAUUGUGGCCUGCGAAGCUUGUGGGUAUUGCAUAUCGACACAAAUAUAUGGCCAUGUCAACAGGUUGGGGAGAAUGUUCUAAAGCCAACAAGAUUGUAGUUGGAGACACCGUUGUUUUUGAGAUUGUUCAGCCAACUGUGUGGCGACUACAUGUUUUCAAAAAUGGUCUGAGAACAAGAGGAGGUAAUAAUAGGCCAAUUUCUGUAGUACUUGACGCCCCCAACAUCAAGAAAUAA
Molecule: messenger RNA, 876 nt
Organism: Argentina anserina (silverweed cinquefoil)
Lineage: Eukaryota; Viridiplantae; Streptophyta; Magnoliopsida; Rosales; Rosaceae
Product: B3 domain-containing protein REM5-like
Exons: 4
Coding region: 1-876 (291 amino acids)
Molecular function (GO): DNA binding
Source: RefSeq, a predicted model, not a curated record